Molecule: messenger RNA, 1827 nt
Organism: Zea mays
Lineage: Eukaryota; Viridiplantae; Streptophyta; Magnoliopsida; Poales; Poaceae
Product: pectinesterase-2
Biological process (GO): cell wall modification
Molecular function (GO): enzyme inhibitor activity; pectinesterase activity
Source: RefSeq, marked validated
GCAGCAGCUAUGCGAGACUUUCAUUGUGUUUUGCAACAGGAGCACAGGCAGGAGAGAGGCGAGAUGCGAAGGCUAGAGGUCCUUGCAUGGUCUUGCGCCAUUGCCACGGUGGUGCUAGCUCUCGCGCCGGGUGUGGCUGCGGCCAGCGAAGCAACGCAUGACGUGGACGACGUCAGCCUCGCCGUCUCAAGGAUCGGCACCGCAGCACCGUCGCCGACCAGCAACGUCACGGCGAUCUGCCUGUCGACGCCGUACCCGAGCGCGUGCGAGACGGCGCUCUCGUCGCCGGCGCAGGGCUCGUCCGGCACGGACGACCCGUUCGCGACGUCCGUGCACUACGCGAUGGCCCGGGUCGCGUCGGCGCGCGCUGUGGCGCGGAACCUCUCGGCCGCGCAUCUCCGCGGCGCCCGCCCGCCGCCGGGCGUGCAGGACUGCGCCGAGCUGCUCGACAUCAGCCUCGACCAGCUGGGCGACGCGCUCGCGGCGGCCGCGCGCGACGCGGACGGGGUGACCACGUGGCUGAGCGCCGCGCUGACGAACCAGGCCACGUGCGACGACAGCCUCGCGGCCGACCCGGACUCCGCGGGGCGCGGGGCCAUCCGCGCGCGCCUCUCCGCGCUCACCCAGUUCAUCGCCACGGCGCUGGCUCUGCACGUCAACAAGUCCAAGGCUCACCACAGCGGCGGCGGCUCACCGUCGUCAGGCUCGCUGCCGACUCCAGCAUCGCCGUUCCCGUCCUGGGUAACCCAGCAGGACAGGAAACUCCUGGAGUCGUCCCACGCGGGAGCCAGUGGCGGCCUCGCGGUGGACGCUGUGGUGGCGCUGGACGGCAGCGGGACGCACCGGACCAUUAACGAGGCGAUCGCGGCCGUGACGACGACCGCGGCGAACGGCGGCGGCGCGAGGAAGGUGAUACACGUGAAGGCCGGGCGGUACGAGGAGAGCGUGACCGUCUCCAGCAAGCAGAAGAACGUGAUGCUUAUGGGCGACGGCAAGGGAAAGAGCGUCAUCGUCGGACACAAGAGCGCCGGCGAAGGUUACACCACCUACGCCUCCGCCACCGUCGCUGCGAUGGGCUCGGGCUUCAUCGCCAAGGGCCUCACCAUCGUGAACAGCGCCGGGCCAGGGAAGGGGCAGGCCGUGGCGCUGCGCGUCGGCGGCGACCUCUCCGUGGUGUACCAGUGCGCCAUCCAGGCGUACCAGGACACGCUCUACGUGCACUCCGGCCGCCAGUUCUACGCCGACGACGACAUCGCCGGCACGGUGGACUUCAUCUUCGGCAACGCCGCCGUGGUGCUCCAGAGCUGCGACAUCCAGGCCCGGAGGCCGAGCCCCGGGCAGAAGGACACGGUGACGGCGCAGGGCCGCACCGACCCCAACCAGAACUCCGGCAUCUCCAUCCACCGCUGCAGGAUCACCGGCGCGCCGGACCUCGGCGGCACGCCGGUGUACCUGGGCCGUCCGUGGCAGAGGUACUCGCGGACGGUCGUCAUGGAGAGCUUCCUCGACCGCUCGGUCUCGCCGGCCGGGUGGCUCGAGUGGUCGGGCCAGUUCGCUCUGAGCACGUUGUACUACGGGGAGUACGGCAAUACCGGGCCUGGUGCCGGAACGAGUCGGCGAGUGACGUGGACUGGGGUGCACACGUCACUGUCCAAGUCAGAUGCCGCGAGGUUUACCGUGGCGGAAUUCAUCCUCGGAGACGAAUGGUUGGGUGGCACUGGAGUCAACUAUAUUUCAGGACUGUGAGGUGAAUGUCUCGCCUCCUUGUCCGUAUAUGUGUACGUAAUUCAGUGAUUUUAAUAAUAACUAAAUAAAAGAUUCCUGGGU